CUUAAGGAGAUGGGUUGAAAUGGUAGCCUAACCAGAGGCGAAGAAGCUGCUGAUGCUAGCAAGGUAUCUGAUCAAUCAGCUGAAAGGAAAAAAAGUUUGGUGGACUGGAUGAACUUGAUUAAACCUGCUAAUGGGGAGAAAGAUCACUGGGUUCCGGAUGAAGCUGUUAGCAAAUGCACAUCAUGUGGAUCAGAUUUUGGAGCUUUCAAUCGCAGGCAUCAUUGCAGGAAUUGUGGCGAUAUUUUCUGCGAUAAGUGCACAAAGGGUAGAAUUGCUCUCACUGCAAAAGAAAAUGCUCAGCAAGUCCGAGUUUGUGAUAGAUGCAUGGCAGAAGUUUCUCAAAGGUUAAGCAAUGCAAAAGAAGCUGUCAGCAAACCUGCCGGUCUGCAAAGUCAUGAAGAUCUUGCGCGAAGGCUUCAGGAGGAAUUGAACAAGAAUCGUAAGUCGGGUUCAAAUUCUGAUGAGUCUUGGAAGCCAACGAGGGAAGUAGCAUGUCCCAUCUGCACAGUCCACCUUCAGGACUGAAUUCUACGAUAUUUACCUUGAGUUUCUG
This is a messenger RNA of Musa acuminata subsp. malaccensis (wild Malaysian banana), 553 nucleotides long. The record is from RefSeq and is a predicted model, not a curated record. NCBI's taxonomy places the organism in Eukaryota, Viridiplantae, Streptophyta, Magnoliopsida, Zingiberales, Musaceae.